Aspergillus tanneri is the source of this 1842-nucleotide messenger RNA. RefSeq names its product putative dynactin Arp1 p62 subunit RO2. The transcript has a single exon. Gene Ontology annotation, cellular component: dynactin complex. Bases 1 to 1842 code for a protein of 613 amino acids. Lineage: Eukaryota; Fungi; Ascomycota; Eurotiomycetes; Eurotiales; Aspergillaceae. The record is from RefSeq and is a predicted model, not a curated record.
AUGGCCCGCCCCUUCCCCUACACCUUCAUCGCCUGCCCCUGUGCCGACUCCCUCCCCGAUGCCCUCGACGACGACCAGACUCUCGACCCCCGAUCCCCCCGCUCCAACUUCUCUCUGUAUCCGCCGGAGCAGCUGCUCUACUGCGAGGACUGCCAUCAGAUCAAGUGUCCACGAUGCAUCACCGAAGAGAUUGUUUGCUGGUACUGUCCCAGCUGCCUGUUCGAGACUCCCAGCAGUAUGGUGCGGAGUGAAGCCAAUCGAUGUGCCCGCAAUUGCUUCAACUGUCCCGUCUGCUCCGCUCCCUUGGCUGUCAGCACUCUGGACAAUCAGCAGGGCCCCUGGGUGUUGGCCUGCUCCUAUUGCAUGUGGUCCACGCUGGAUGUCGGCCUGCAGUUCGACAAGCCCACCAAUCUCCGCGCCCAACUGGCCAAGAUCACCGACUUUACGCGACCACGGCAGUCCUCCCGCGUUGACCUCAAAUCUCCGCUGGCCACUUUUGCCUCCAUUGACGACCAAUUCGAUGCUGCGGCUGCGGCUGCUGCUUCUCCUCCUGCUGCCACUCCUGACUCCGACCCUCCUCAAACCCAUGACGCCCGUUUCACCGCCCUCAAGUCCUUCUACAAGAAUCAGUUAACCACCGUCUCCUCCUCCACCUCCGAUCCCGACUUCGGCUCCCCCGGCGCCCUACACCGCAUCAUGUCCCUCUACGCCUCGUCCAGUCGUUUCGCCCUCUUACCGGGGGCCGGCAAGAAACCCAAAUCUCGCCCCGCAGUCAUGCGCGAGGCGGUCGUUGCAAACGAAGGGUUGAAGGUCGCCAGCAACUCGCAUGCCGCCGACGACGCCGUGGUCCGGCGUCUAGUCGCCGACGAUGCGGGCUGGGAUGCCGUCGCCUCCCUCGAGCAGCGUCGCUUCCAGUCGCCCGAUGUCCGCCUCGUCGACGACCUUCUACCGCUGCCUGUGCUCCUGCGCACCAAACGGUCCAAGCGCUGCAAGUCGUGCAAGCAUAUCCUCGUCAAACCCGAGAUGAAGCCGCAGUCCACCCGCUUUCGUAUCCGUCUCAUCGCCCUGAGCUAUAUCCCUCUUCCCACGCUGCGACCAUUAAUGAUGCCCCCCACCGCCCCCAAUCUCGAAGCUUUGCCCCCGCUGAAACCGGUGCAGCUGCUGUUGACCUUGAAGAAUCACAUGUUUGACGCUGUGCGCGUCACCCUGGCCACGCCCGCCGUCACCCCUGGCCGCGUCGCCUCCAAAGUCACCAUCCUUUGUCCGCAGUUCGACCUCGGCGCUAACAGCGAUGCCUGGGAAGAAGCCCUACAAGGCGCCACCCCAGUCUCCGCCUCCACCUCUUCCACCACCACCGAUUCACGGCCCUCCCGAUCUGGCACCCUAGGCGCCGCAUCGACCGAGAAGGUCGCCGAGGCGGGCAAAGUAUGGGACAAGGGCCGAAACUGGACCACCGUCGUGCUCGAGGUCGUCCCGGGUCCGCUACCGGGCAGUUCGAUGAGGACGAGGGGGACCAUCCAAUCUAGUGUCCGGGAAGACCACGACGAGCACCAUGACAGUGACGAUGACAGUGACGAUGACAGUGACGACGAUGACGAUGACGAUGAUGGCAUGCCUGACACGAAGACCCUCGACUGGAGUGGACAGACGACCGACGCGUCCCAAAAGCUCCGCCCGGAUGAAGACGUGCUGGAGAUCCCGGUGUUUGUGCGCCUGGAAUGGGAAUCGGAAAAUCAGAUGGAUGAACAUGGGGUACCACCGAAUCCAGAGCCGGUGAAGCGGGAAUUGGCAUAUUGGAUGGUGUUGGGGGCAGGGAGGAUCGGGGGGAUCUCCGGGGAGUAA